GAGCGGUUGAGCGUUGUUGUAGCGGGCGUGCGCGCGCAGGAAGGAGAGGUCGGGCAUUGGUGCAGCGCGCGUGCAUGCACAGGAAGGAGCGGUCGGACAUUGCUGCUAGAGCUCCUCUAGUAUCUUUGACUGGUGCAGUGCGCGUGCACGCGCCGGGAGGAGCGGUUAUCCUUGGUUGGGCGUGCACGCGCCGGCGGGGGGAUGAGGGGUUCGAGUUGCAGGUGGUAAAGCGAGGACGAUGCGGAAGCAGCAUGGUGCUUCCGCCGGCAGGAUACAGCAGAGCCGGCCAGAGUUCGAAAGCACCUUCCAGGAGCUGUAAGAAUCUCUUUUCAGUUUGAGCGCAACGGUCGUUUCUUUGACACAAUGUACGAGGAGACGGGCGGGGUUAGGGCUAUAAAUCCUUACUUGGCAGCCAAGAAUAUGUGGCUGAAAAUGUUGCCCUGAAGGAGAAAUAUUGCGCUGGCCUCAUCGCACGCGAAGAUUUAAGCAAUUAUAGAGCUUCGCAGAAUUUCACCCAAAGCAGCAAAAAAACCUCCUCAAGAAAUCUAUAAAGUGGAGCAUUCUAUUCAGAAGAAACAUAUAACCCUGAAGGACAGCAGCAGUAAUGUGCGAGUUGCGGGAACCUGCAGUGCCACAACUGAAACUGCAAAACUUUCUGCCAAAACUCCCAACAUAAAAUGUGACAUCUUUCCAUAUAAAGCAGAGACAAACACCGAGACUGGGUUCUCUCCUAAAAGGCAGCAAACUCUGCAGAUACAGGGCUCAAGCCCCACAAUUGGUGUUGAAGCAUUGUAUGAUGAUGAUUCCAUGUCAAUUCAAUCUGGGGAGGAUUACAGAGAAACAGUUACCUGUGAAACAUGCUCAGAGACGUUUUGGAAAGUGGUAAAUAAAAAAAAUAUUAGAAAAAGGCAACGUGAAUUGGACAAGAAACAGCCUCAUGAUCCUACUUCUUUAUCCUGUGACCAGUGGGUCUUAAAAAAACCUUUGUUGCCAAGAGGUAAUCUGCAUAAAUACAGAAGAGAGAUUGAAACACCAGUAACAUAUCUGAAAUCAUUGGGAUGGCCUGCCCAGACGAGAGAUGCAAAGAAAUGGAUUCCCCAGUGUUCCAGGCCGCAUAUGUUUCUACACAGGAAUUUACGCUCUUGUAAGAGAAAAGUUGAUGAAUUUCUUCACGACAAUGGAAAGAGAGCACCUCGUAUAAAGGCGAGAAAGCGAUCCAGGAAGAAAAAUCUUUUUGUCUACAAGCUUCCUGAAGCUCAUCCCGCCGCCAAUGUACUCUCAGGCAAUGAAGACUCCGAAUUUGAAAUGAAGAACUGCUCUGUAAAAAGGAAGUUAGCUUCUGCAGUCCUGAACCGAGAGGUUAGGUCCAAGAAAGAUGGCUGUGAUUUUUCAGAUGAUUCGAACACCUGUGAAAGUGGGUUUUGCAGCUCUGACAGCAGGUCCAUGCAAUGUGACAACAGCAUCUGUCCCAGGAAAGAUAAGUUUGCACUUGAUGUAUUUGGAUCUGAAACAACGUCUGCAUUUUCAACUUCAGCUGUAUUAUGCACUGAAAACCGAUUAUAUUCUCAAUUUGAGGAACCAAAAUUAUGGCAGGAAACACCAGACAAAAAUUCCACAGAUCCUCUUUCCAGUUCUUUCAGUUGGUUAAAACCUGGGGGAUUUACAUAUAUGAUUGCUAAGUUAAAGGCUGGACAUCAAACCUUACCUGGCACUGUUGUUAAAGAGACAUGACCUGCCUGUUGAAACUUUCCUUAAAUAAUUCACUACAAAGUUGUUGUCUAUCUCCAUUUAUUGCUAAUAAAUGUUUUUUGUAGUAUUUUAAUUUUUUGCCAAAUUUAAUUCAUUACCAUAAGCAGCAGUGAUUAAUGUAUACAGUUUAUUUAAAAUAAAUGCUAAACAAUAGAAAUUCCAAAUGCAGUUUCUUACUUGGAUAAGCACCAUCCAACAUUUCCCAGCUCAGCAGCUUAUGUUCACUUUAGCAUAGUUAUCACGAGAAAAUUUACAAAUAUUGAAACCUCAUCUUCGUGAUUUUUUUCCCCUCAAUUCAAAUAAAACGAGUACAGCGGGGAACAUCCUCAAAUAGAUCCUUUUUUUUUUUUUUUUUUUUUUGCUUGGGUAAAACUUGUACAGCUGUGGUAGUGAGAUUAGGUGCUUUACAGAUGUUUAAGAAUUAUUGAUUUUGUUUACAUUUUAUUCUAAUAUUUUGUCAGCUGUUGUUUUGCCACGGGCAGAAUGGUUUUAGACAACUUUUGGUAAAUGGAUAAAUCAAAUAACAUGUUGAUACUAUAACCGGAAUUUGUUGAGGAAAUGGUUUUGGUUAAGCUGCAGGUCCUGAUUUAACGCUGGGUUAAUACCAUUGUAGUUGUGCUAUUAUAGCUGUCAGAUUUACUUCAAAUUUAAAUUUGAAUUUGUCAAUGUAUGUCAUCAUUUGCAAAUGGAUUCUAUAUGCAUUGAUGUGAUGAUGAGGACUCUUCUGCCAUUACCACCACUUGAGUAGAAGUAACAUUAAAAUUUUCCCUCUAAUCUGCCAUAAAGUUACUGUCUCCUUUCCAUCCAACUGAGAAUGUGGGUCAGUUGCAAAUGAGUUAACAAUUCUAUGGUUAAGUAGAAAGAGUGAAAGGAAGAGCUUAAUACAUUAAGGAAUGCAAGUUCACUUGGAACAUUAUUGGUUGGGUGGUUGAGGCAAAAUGAAAAGUUAGGUGGUUAAGUGCUGAAAUCUUCAAGAUUGAUAACUACAGUAUGAUUUGCAGUAAAAGGAUGCAGCUGUGGUGAAGGCCCAGGAAAUGAUCAAAAUCAAAGUGGACAUAGAAACAUAGAAAAUAGGUGCAGGAGUAGGCCAUUCGGCCCAUUCAAUAUGAUCAUGGCUGAUCAUCCAACUCAGUAUCCUGUACCUGCCUUCUCUCCAUACCCCCUGAUCCCUUUAGCCACAAGGGCCACAUCUAGCCAAUGAACUGGCCUCAACUACCUUCUAUGGCAGAGAAUUCCAGAGAUCCAGAGAGUGUGAAAAAUGUUUUCCACAUCUCAGUCCUAAAAGAUUUCGCCCUUAUCCUUAAACUGUGACCCCUUGUUCUGGACUUCCCCGACAUCGGGAACAAUCUUCCUGCAUCUAGCCUGUCCAACCCCUUAAGAAUUUUGUAAGUUUCGAUAGGAUCCCCCCUCAAUCUUCUAAAUUCUAGCGAGUACAAGCCAAGUCUAUCCAGUCUUUCUUCAUAUUAAAGUCCUGACAUCCCAGGAAUCAGUCUGGUGAACCUUCUCUGUACUCCCUCUAUGUCAAGAAUGUCUUUCCUCAGAUUAGGAGACCAAAACUGUACGCAAUACUCCAGGUGUGGUCUCACCAAGACCCUGUACAACUGCAGUAGAACCUCCCUGCUCCUAUACUCAAAUCCUGCCUGCUGCACCUGCAUGCCUACUUUCAAUGACUGGUGUACCAUGACCCCCAGGUCUCGUUGCAUCUCCCCUUUUCCUAAUCGGCCACCAUUCAGAUAAUAGUCUACUUUCCCGUUUUUGCCACCAAAGUGGAUAACCUCACAUUUAUCCACAUUAUACUGCAUCUGCCAUUCAUUUGCCCACUCACCCAGCCUAUCCAAGUCGCCUUGCAGCCUCCUAGCAUCCUCCUCACAGCUAACACUGCCCCCCAGCUUCGUGUCAUCCGCAAACGUGGAGAUGUUGCAUUCAAUUCCCUCGUCCAAAUCAUUAAUAUAUAUUGUAAAUAGCUGGGGUCCCAGCACUGAGCCUUGCGGUACCCCACUAGUCACUGCCUGCCAUUGUGAAAAGGACCCAUUUACUCCUACUCUUUGCUUCCUGUCUGCCAGCCAGUUCUCUAUCCACAUCAAUACUGAACCCCCAGUUGUAUACUAAUCGCUUAUGUGGGGCCUUGUCGAAAGCCUUCUGAAAAUCCAGAUAUAACACAUCCACUGGUUCUCCCUUAUCCACUCUACUAGUUACAUCCUCGAAAAAUUCUAUAAGAUUCGUCAGACAUGAUUUACCUUUCAUAAAUCCAUGCUGACUUUGUCCAAUGAUUUCACCACUUUCUAAAUGUGCUGCUAUCCCAUCUUUAAUAACUGACUAUAGCAGUUUCCCCACUACCGAUGUUAGACUAACUGGUCUGUAAUUCCCUGUUUUCUCUCUCCCUCCCUUUUUAAAAAGUGGGGUUACAUUAGCUACCCUCCAAUCCUCAGGAACUACUCCAGAAUAUAAAGAGUUUUGAAAAAUUAUCACUAAUGCAUCCACUAUUUCUGGGGCUACUUCCUUCAGUACUCUGGGAUGCAGCCUAUUUGGCCCUGGGGAUUUAUCGGCCUUUAAUCCAUUCAAUUUACCCAACACGACUUCCCGACUAACCUGGAGUUCCUCCAUCUCAUUUGAUCCUAGGUCCCCUGUUAUUUCCGGCAGAUUAUUUAUGUCUUCCUUAGUGAAGACAGAUCCAAAGUAGUUAUUCAAUUGGUCUGCCAUGUCCUUGUUCCCCAUGAUCAAUUCACCUGUUUCUGACUGCAAGGGACCUACAUUUGUUUUAACUAAUCUUUUUCUCUUCACAUAUCUAUAAAAGCUUUUGCAGUCAGUUUUUCUGUUCCCUGCCAGUUUUCUUUCAUAAUCUAUUUUCCCUUUCCUAAUUAAGCCCUUUGUCCUCCUCUGCUGGACUCUGAAUUUCUCCCAGUUCUCUGGUAGGCUGCAUUUUCUGGCUAGAAAUGCAAUCGAUGUGUAUUAAUUGAAAUAGAUUAGUGUCCGAGUUCUGUAUAAAGUAGAAUGCAUAUGAUAAUGCUGUUUUGCUUUAGGAAAAGAUGGCAGCUUUGGCCCAAUUGAGCACACACAUACUCCAAUCCUACCGGUGGCCAUUUUUCUCCCUACAUUAACAUAUUCUUCCACUCGCAUGAUAAGGCUAAAUGCUGUUAAAAAUAUAAAAAAUAUUAUGGAUUCCUGGGCUAGGUUACAACUUGUAUUUCGUCUCAAAGCAGGCUUUUCUGCAGUAGAUUGAUACAGAAAGGCAAGCCCAGACUUACCCCAGGUUGCUGUGUAUUAAGACAAUGACCGAUGACUUUGAAAUGUGUUUACCAAUUGAUGAGAGAGAAGCCCAAACUAGUCCCAGUGAGGGGUAUUAAGACAAUGUCCGAUGCCUUUGACGUGUGCAGUGAAUGAUGACCUUGAUAUGCGACUGCCUUGUACCAACUGACAGGAUGCCUUUGAUGCGACUGAUGAUUGACAAGAGACAAACUCAGAUGCAUCCUGUGGUAAUGUGUAUUGACUGUACCUUGGACCAUGACUAACAUCUUUGGAAUGUGCUUGGGUGCCAAAAAAACAGUAUAAAACACCAUGUAAUUCUUUGUUCAUUGAAGUGGAGGAGAGUCAAGUGUCUAUGUUGCUUACUUGGCUGGUGUAUCCUCGCUACUUCCAUCGGCCGAUAAUUAGUAAACUUUGAAUUGGUCUAC
Molecule: messenger RNA, 5420 nt
Organism: Leucoraja erinaceus (little skate)
Lineage: Eukaryota; Metazoa; Chordata; Chondrichthyes; Rajiformes; Rajidae
Exons: 5
Coding region: 808-1731 (307 amino acids)
Source: RefSeq, a predicted model, not a curated record